AUGCUUCGAGACCAUUAUGCCGAUGAGGACCUCAAGUUGUUGAGGAUCGAACGCCUCGACGGCAGCAGAAUAUCCCUGGACGAGUGCUAUAUCAACCUCGCUGUUGUUCGAGCCUCCGGGGACAAUGCUUUAGGAACGGAUUCCGACACUCCAUCGCCGUCUCCCUUCUCUAUCCUACGCCGCCUGGAUAUCUGGGAGCCGCCAAAGUCGGAACGUGUCGACUUGGAAACAUUAUUCGAGAGGAGAAACGGUGUAUCAGUUGGCGCAGCGAUGGACGGCUCUUCUCGUGAUAUUCCCAUGCGAAUCCUCAUCCGUGGCCAAGCCGGCGUGGGAAAGACGACGCUCUGCAAGAAGAUGGUGUACGAAUUCCUCUACAAGGAUAUGUGGGCUGAGGCCAUAGACCGUGUCAUCUGGAUCCCGCUACGCCAGAUCAAAAGCAGCCUCUUUUUAGGAGGACAGAGCAUCGCGAAUCUCCUGAGUGGGCCGCUCCCCGAUGCUGAAAAGGCCGGAGAGGGCACGCUCGGCGAGGCCCUGGAUAGAUCGUUCACGGAGGACCCCAGCAGGACGCUCUUUAUACUAGACGGUUUUGACGAGGUCUAUCGUGAACUGUUUACUGCCGGCAACGAACUGCUUCGCAAGCUAAUCAAUGUGCCUCGGGUCUUCAUAACCGCUCGCCCGCGUGGUGUCAAUCGCGAGCUCUUCCAGGACAUUCAUUUGGAGCUCGAAACAAUUGGAUUCUAUCCGAUCCAAGUGAAGGAAUACAUCGAGAAGCAUGCCGGCGAUCACGCAACAGAGGUUCAUUCGUUCAUCGAGCGCCACCCUGUGGUGGCUGGCUUGGCUCGUAUUCCCAUCCAGCUCGACGCCAUCUGCUACAGCAUGAUGGCCGGGACGCUGGAUGGCAAUAGCCCCCCAGAGACUAUGACCGAGCUUUACCACGCCAUAGAGACGUCGCUUUGGCACAAGGAUGUCGAGAUGCUUGAGAAGCGUCGCGAAGGCAGUGAUGAACCGGUGUUGAAACAUGAAGCACAGGCUUCUUAUCCAGACGAUGUCAAACGUCUGUGCCAGGCUGAGAUCAAUGCCCUCCAGGCUCUUUCUUUCACCGGACUCUUUAACAGCAUUGUUGAAUUCGACCCGGCCUUUCUCAGAAGCUUCCAUGACGUGCAGAGUAACAUUACGAGUCAUCUCUCUACACCCAAAGCACAGCCAUGGUUUACAGACUUGGACAAGCUCUCUUUUCUGAGGACCUCAGACGGACCGCUAACACCAGCCACUCGAAGCUAUCACUUUCUGCAUCUAACGUUCCAGGAGCUGUUUGCCGCGCAGUUCUUUGUCCAACACUGGAUGUUGAAGAAGGAUCUCAUG
This is a messenger RNA of Trichoderma reesei QM6a, 1362 nucleotides long. RefSeq lists its product as uncharacterized. The record is from RefSeq and is a predicted model, not a curated record. NCBI's taxonomy places the organism in Eukaryota, Fungi, Ascomycota, Sordariomycetes, Hypocreales, Hypocreaceae. The annotation marks the transcript as partial. The transcript has a single exon.